Molecule: messenger RNA, 1452 nt
Organism: Brassica napus (rape)
Lineage: Eukaryota; Viridiplantae; Streptophyta; Magnoliopsida; Brassicales; Brassicaceae
Exons: 2
Coding region: 1-1452 (483 amino acids)
Biological process (GO): proteolysis
Molecular function (GO): aspartic-type endopeptidase activity
Source: RefSeq, a predicted model, not a curated record
AUGAUUUAUGAGUUCAAGAACAUCCAUGCAAAGAUUGAUGGGAACUAUUCUGACCUCAACAACAAGUACAUGCAACUUGCCUCUCGUCUCAAGGCUUUGGAGAGUCAAGUUGCUUCUAUGCCUUCAUCCUCCAAGCAGCCAAUGGGGUCUCUACCAGGGAAACCAGAAAAGAACCCCAAUGAGUCUUGCAAUGUUGUCUUCUCCACUACUUCUCCAGAGAUUGAGCUGAGUGAUCAUGAGAAAGGGGAGGAUGAGAUUGAAAGACUGGUAUUUGGAACUGAGUUUGGGGAAGUUAAGAGAUUUGUUGUGGCCACAGCUGAAGCACAGAUUAUGAAGGACGCUGCCAGGAAGGUUGAAGCAACGAAUUUGCAAAGAGCUGAGCACAAGGCUGAGAAACAAGUUGAGAAGAGAGCUGACAACAAGCUGAAAAAGGUUAAGCUAGAGGAAGCCACUGAGGUUGAGCUAUCACCCUAUGAUAAGCUCCCUUUCCCCCAAAGAGUUCUCACCAAAGCUCAGAAGAAGGUGCUCUCCAAGUUCAGGAAAGAUCUUAGUGAUGUUGGGGUCAGGCUUCCAGAAAUCUCGGGUAUGCGUGAAACUCAUGUCCUGAUGAUGCUCAUCAAUGACAUUCUAGACCACCAAGCUGAAGUGGCCGAGCUUUUGGACAUCUCCAUUACGAAGAUUGAUCCACCAAUCCCUCCAAAGUCCCUCCCUAAGCUUGAGUCUCAAGGGAUGUUCACCUUACCUUGCUACCUUGGUAAGCUCACUUUUGGUGAUGCUCUUGUUGAUUCUGGUGCAAGUGUGAAUGUGAUCUCAAAAGAGAUGUUGAAGAGUCUAGGGAUUGAGAGCAUGGAGCCAAAAACAUCUUCCCUACAGUUUGGAGAUUCCUCUUCUACAACUCCUAUUGGUCUCAUCAAGGACUUCCCUUUGAAGAUUGGAGCAUGCACCAUUCCUAUAGACCUCACUGUUCUGAAGAUGGCAACUGAGAAGAGAGUCCCAUUGAUCCUUGGCACUCUAUUCCUUACAACAGUAGGAGCUUGCAUAGACUUUGCCAACAAGAAGGUCACACUCACCAAGGCUGAAGGGGUUGGUAUUAAGAAAGAAGGUCUUGCUGGAGAGUCCUCUAAAGAGCUGUGUGAUGAGCACUUGGAAAAUGCUACAAAGGAGGAGGUGAGUAGAGCCACAAAGGCUGCUCAUGGCAAAAAUAAGAUGAUGAAAGAACAUUACCCUCCACCUCUUGAUAUAAUGCCACAUACUCUUACUCUUCACCCAAUGAAGUUCAAGGAUGGAGCUAUUGAGUACAAGAUCAAAUGCAAGGGAAAGUCUACACCAUUCUCAAGUGCAAAAACCAUCAUCACUUCACAGCUCCAAGAUGAUCCAAUCAAGCUUCAAGAGCUUCUCUCUCAAGUCCUCACCAUCACUCUUGAAGGUGGGAAAGAUCCUCCUCUUCAUUAG